AGUAAAAAUACUCUUGCAGCUUUACUGUUGUGUCCUGCUUCUAACUUCCCAUCAAAUUGCAUCUUCUUUUUUUUUUUUCCCAUCUUUGUUGCUUCUCAACAACAGCAACAAAAUUUUCCCUUUUUCCUGCUUCGUAGUGGGAACAAUCUGAAACUGAAUUCAGGGAUUGAGGAGAAGCCUCUGAUCAAGUCAAGUAUGGGAUCAGGUGAUUGGUUUAAAACAUUUAUUAGCUUAAAGAAAGUGAAGGAAGACGGAUCUAAACACGGAAAGGGAAAAUCUGCGCCGGCCCAAAAAGCAAAUGGGUCCAUGUGGAGGUAUCUCUCUGGUAAAGAGUCCACGGCUCUGGCUAUCGCAAAUGGAUCGUCCAGUAAGAGGUCCAGAAGGAGGGGAAUUACAGAGGAUACUGCUGCCACUCGAAUUCAGACUGCCUUCAGGAGAUAUGUGGCAAGUGCAAGGAAAGCGGUACAUCGACUAAGAGCAAUAGGAAGAUGUAGAGGUGCUAUAGCUGCUUUGACCGCCGAAAAGCAAGCAUCUUCUGCUCUGAUCCAUAUACAUUUUUGGAACAAAAUGCAAGCUGAGAUUAAAGCUCGUCGACAAGGGAUGGUCAACGAAAACCGAAUACAGCAGAAGAAGCAAGAAAACAGGCUGAAACUUGAGGCUAAGCUUCAAGAACUAGAGGUUGACUGGUGUGGUGGCUCUGAAACCAUGGAAGAAAUUCUCCAAAGGAUACAACAAAGAGAAGUUGCAGCUGUUAAAAGGGAACGUGCCAUGGCUUAUGCCUUUUCUCAUCAGUGGAGGGCGAAUUCUAGCCACUACUUCGGCCAGGCUUAUUAUGAUCUCGGAAAAGAUAGCUGGGGAUGGAGCUGGAAAGAGAGGUGGAUAGCAGUUCGUCCAUGGGAAACCAGAGUUCUAGCCAACUCAAAGAAAGUUCAUUCCAAGCAGGGAGACAGAGUAUGGAAAACCACAAGCCCUGCUGCCAUGAAACUCGUUGUCACAGUUAAACCCUCAUUAUUCAACGGGAAAGGUUUGCAUCAGGCAAGACAACUCCCUGACCAUAUCAUCGAGAAGCAAGCUAGCCAAAAAACUUAAAAGAGCCAAUUAAUGAUUCAGAACAUGGGGCCAAAAAACCCAAAAAAAAAAAAAAAAAAGAAGAAGUUACAAUACCGGUUCUGCGUAAAUUAUUCUGGCUUGGUGUGCGACGAAAUUGAAGAAAACGGCCCAUCAUUUCUGUACAGAACAAAGGGAAGACCUGUUGAGAUAAUCCUACAUUACUAUUAUAUACUAUAUUGCUAAUUAUGUCGAUGAUGAUAUUUUACGUCGUUUUGUGAGAUAUUCGUACAUGACCUGGAUCGAGUACAAUAAGUGUGUACUAGCGUACAAACAUUUGUUCGACUGAUAGAUACUUCUGCAAUAAUCAGGUGUUUUGGGUCCUUGGGAGGAUGGAUAAAUUAAUUUCAUGUCCUGUUUUUACCUGAUUAAUGGUCCAACCCAAUGGAAAAGAUAGCUCUUUUCGCAUUAUUUAUGUUGUCCAUAUUUCAUUUAAGAACCUAAAAGCAGUACGAUCCAACUAAUAAAUUCAGCGCAUAGAAUCUCGUACCGCUUACUGUUGUGUUUCCAUUCAGUGGCUGCAAACGAGUACCAAACAUCACCUCUCCAACAGCAUUUGAGGGUAUUUUAUGAAGAAGAACUAAUAACAUUUGAGGGUCUUUGCUAAUACGAACUGCCCUUUUCUCAAUCUACAUAAUCUCUCAAUCACAUAUAUUCUGCAAAUCCAAACGAGGUACACACCCUCCUGUAUAGUACUCAUCGACCAUAAAGAAGUACCAACAACCAUGAGCAAUUGUCACCAUCUUAACAGCAGCCAAGUCCUAUAUUUUUCUUCCUUUUCCCCAAAAGAAAACGAAAUUCCAGCGAAAUUUUGAGAUUUUUAUGAGGCACAGAGAUUUGCAGAUGUAGGGGACCAUGAACCGUGCCAAAUACUACAAUUUGGUGGCAUCCAUCUCUAUAUCUUUCCAUAAUUGAGCUUCGUCAUCUCAUUUCACCCAUAAUAAUUGCUAGGUUCCUCAAUUCCUCAUGCAGCUGACCUUCACUUGGCCCCACAGCUUCUGUUCCCUCGUUUCAUCCAUCUACCAUACCCUUUAAUUACAGAACAUUACCUUAGAUUCCUCAACAACUUGACUUUGAUGCUAAACCAACCUUGACAGACCUACAACUAUGAUUCAAAUCCACCUCCCUCUUACACAAUCUAGAUCCUGCAGUGAAAGCAACAGCUAAAACGUCUAAAUUAAUAUUCACUUUUUCGAGUAAUCGUAAAUGGACUCGAGAAAUUAAAGGCUUUCAACACCUCUCCUCAAAUCACUUGCUGCUAAAGAGGAUAUUUUGGGACUCAUUCAAUGUGGUCAAUCUAUACCAGAAAGGCUCAAUGGCUUGUAAGACGAAAUUAAUGAGAAUCAUUGUGCCAGAAUGACUGUAAAAGAUACAAAACUUCGAAGCAAAUUGAAUUGUAUGCUCAGCUAUCUGCAGUAGCCAGGUACUCUUGACUCUUAAUGACUCCGCUGUGCAUUGAAAAUGACCUGUCUUGCAGUGCUCCCAAAACUUCAAGCAUCGAUAGAGAUGUAAAACAUCAGUCAUUCUAUCAAUUCUCUUUGUGGGUUAAGGAAGUUGCUGGAGCAUGAAAUAAUGCAUUACAAAGCUGUAUUGCAUCAAAUUGCCAAGAAAGAACCUUUUUUUCUUUUUAAUAGAAAGGACUGUUUCAUCUGCAUGAUGAAUUGACCAACCCCAUUCGUUAAUUGUCCAUCUUUUUCGAGUUGAGAAAG
This is a messenger RNA of Coffea arabica (coffee), 2816 nucleotides long. The record is from RefSeq and is a predicted model, not a curated record. Lineage: Eukaryota; Viridiplantae; Streptophyta; Magnoliopsida; Gentianales; Rubiaceae.